This is a messenger RNA of Aphidius gifuensis, 1269 nucleotides long. Its product is annotated as esterase E4-like. Lineage: Eukaryota; Metazoa; Arthropoda; Insecta; Hymenoptera; Braconidae. The transcript has 5 exons. The coding region runs from base 1 to 1269 and encodes 422 amino acids. The record is from RefSeq and is a predicted model, not a curated record.
AUGACAAAUAAGUCAAAUUUUUCUACCAUCAAAACGGUGUUAAUUGUAACAUCAAUUUUUCCAAUAAUAAUAAUUACAAUAAGAUUGUUAAAGAGUAAUCCUGUUGUACAACCAGAAGUGACAAUUCCUUUAGGUAAAAUUUUAGGAAAAUAUACAACAACAAGACAUGGAAGAGUCAUCAAUGAAUUUAUUGGAAUUCCAUAUGCAAAGCCACCAAUUAAUGAAUUACGAUUUCAAAAUUCUGUACCAAUUGAACCAUGGGAUGGAAUUUUUUUUGCUGACAAUGAUUGUCCAAUUUGUUCACAAAUAUUAGAAAAUGGAACGUAUGUUGGUGUUGAAGAUUGUCUAGUUAUUAACGUCUACACCCCAAAGAUUGACACUAAAAAAUUGUUGCCUGUUAUGGUUUACAUUCAUGGUGGUGCAUUUGUCAGAGGUGAUUCAACACCUACAUCUGUUGGUCCAGAUUAUCUUCUUGAUCAUGAUGUUGUAUUGGUCAGUAUGAAUUAUAGACUUGGUGUACUUGGUUUUCUCAGUACAGGUGAUCAUUUUGCAUCGGGUAAUUUUGGAUUAAAAGAUCAGGCACUUGCAUUAAAAUGGGUACAACAGUAUAUUAAAUAUUUUGGAGGCAAUCCUGACAGUGUUACGUUAUUUGGAGAAAGUGCUGGUGGUGUUAGUGUUAAUUUUCAUGUACUUUCAACAGCAACAAAAGGUUUAUUUCAUCGUUAUAUUGCUCAAAGUGGAAGUGCAUUAUGUCCUUGGGCAUUUGCAGAAUCAACAACGUAUAAAAAAUACGCAACAUUACUUGGAGAAAAAUUUAAUUGUCCAACAAAUUCAUCAAAACAUCUUAUAAUGUGUUUGCAAAAUAUCAAUGUAUUUGAUAUUAUUCAUUCAAAUAUAUUUACUGGUCUACAAGGACUCACUGGAAUAACCUGGGUACCAACAGAUGAGCCUGACAAUGAGGAUGCUUUUUUAACUGAUGUUCCUCUUAAAAUGCUUCUUGAUGGUAAAAUACAAGAUCUACCAAGUAUAAGUGGUGGUGUUAAAGAUGAAGGACUUCUUGUUACAACUCUACUUUAUGCAAACGAGACAAUGUAUAACUCUUUGUUAGGAAAUUUUGAUGAAUUUUUAAAAUUAAUAACCGACACUUAUAUACCAAAAGGACAUUCUGCUAGUAUUGCAAAAAGUAUCAAGGAUUUUUAUUUUGAAGAUUUUAAUGUUCACGAUAUAGCUAAAGCAAACAAUGAAACAGCUUACAAACUUUGUGAGUGA